AUUCAUUGUUUAGUUUUUAACUGAAGAAGACGCUAAAAGGUUGAUUGAAAAUUUCCAUCACAAUAUUUUUUAGGUUUACAUUUGUUAGUUAGACUUUGUUUCAUUGAGAGUGAUAUUAAGAAAAAGAUAGAAAAGUAUGUCUAUCAAGGUUGGAGAGGAUAAAAUUCCUUACAUUGAUUUAGGAGAUGGAUACAUCAUUCGAUUAGAGUAUGAAGAUCUUUCAGAUGAAAAGUAUAUUGAAAAGGCUAAGACAGAGUUAAGGGAAUCCCCAGAGAAUAUCGAAAAAGGUUUACACGAACUCAGACGAUUGAUCGAAGCUGAAAAAGAUUUCACAUUUCCAAAAGAAGCUGAUGUGUUUCUUAUGACAUUUUUGAGGCCUUGUAAAUUUUAUGCUUCCAGUGCUUUUGAAAAGAUGCAAAAAUAUUUCAAAUUCAAGUUAAAACAUAAGAAAGUUUGUGAAAAUAUCAAUGUGAAAUCAGUCAGCAAUGUCUUUACUGAGGAUUUAAUCAAAUAUCUGCCUUUACGUGACAUUAAUGGAAGAAGAAUUCUUUAUUUAAAUUGUGGAAAAAAAUGGAAGCCAUCUCGUGUAACACCAAAUGAUAUAUUCCGAGCAGUUCAAUUAAGUUUACAUGCUGCCAUGGCGGAACCGAUGACUCAGGUCAACGGAGUUACAGUUAUUCUUGAUACGGAUGGAUUGUCCAUAAGUCAAAUUUGCCACUUCACCCCAUCGUAUGCCGCAAUGGUUCUUGAUUGGUUGCAGAAUUGUAUCGCAGUCCGAUUGAAGGCUAUCUACAUUGUCAACAACUCUUAUAUUUUCAACAUGCUUUACGCUGUUUUCAAACCUUUUAUUGGAUCGAAGUUAAGGAAACGAAUUCAUUUUUUGAAUAAAGAUUGGGAAACGUUAACAUCGAAAGUUGGAGAGCAUGCAUUGAGAAAAGAAUUUGGAGGUGAUUUACUUGUUGAUGAUGUAGACGGAAAGCUUUUAGUUGAAUUUUUAAAUUUAUUCCACGAACAAUUUGAAUUGGUCGCCCAUGCGGGUUACGGUGUCUGUGAUGAAGAAACUAAAAAACUUAUUGACAAAGGAGUUGAGGAAGCUCUAACUUACAUUUCUAAGGCUUAAAGUUUAUAUUCAACUAGGUAAACUUCAAUCUUUCUAAGAAUUUCUUCUGUGAGAUACUAAAUUUAAAUUUGAAAAAAAAAAUGUUUUGAACGAUUACGAAGCUCGAGAGUCCCAUGUGGACCACAAGAUGUGGUAAAUUUUAAAAAGUUAAUAUUUAAGUUUACAUAAAUUCUACUGUGCUUAAAAUAAAUAUUUUAUUGUUGAUAUUCUAUUCUUAAGAGGUUGGAAGAAUAAAAUAAUGUCACAAAAACAAAUUUAAAAUUUUCUGAUCAUU
Messenger RNA from Clunio marinus, 1394 nucleotides. The record is from the annotation of a GenBank genome assembly. Lineage: Eukaryota; Metazoa; Arthropoda; Insecta; Diptera; Chironomidae.